AUGUCCGCCGCAUCUUCACGCUCGCAGUCUCCCACUGCAACGUCUAGACACGCGUCCAGGUCUUUUGGAAGACCUCCAUCUCCCCAUUCGUCAAGGCUGGAAGAUUGGGAGAUUGUGGAAACGCUAGGAACAGGAACAUUCGGCCGUGUGCUAUUGGUCAGACAACGUCCAACUUAUCGCCCCACGUCGUAUCAUCCCAUCUUCCCUCAUCUCUACCAAACGCUUGAUCCUCACACGCCAUCGCCUUCGUCUACCUCUCAUGCGGACGGUCAACUCCCUCACUUUGCCAUGAAGGUGUUGAAGAAAUCCGAGAUUGUCCGCCUGAAGCAAGUCGAACAUAUAACUUCGGAACGACGCAUUCUCGAAGCUAUACGGCAUCCAUUCAUCGUCGAACUGCACACGACCUAUCAGGAUGAGAUCAACGUCUACAUGCUUCUAUCCUACGUCCCAGGAGGUGAACUUUUCUCACACCUCCGACGCGCGGGACGGUUCUCCGCCGACGUCACGCGAUUCUACCUCGCUUCCAUUGUCCUUGCCAUCGAAUACCUUCACUCGCACGAUAUCAUCUAUCGUGAUCUCAAACCAGAGAAUCUGCUCCUCGACAGAGUCGGAUACCUUCGCAUCACCGAUUUUGGAUUCGCCAAAAUCGUUGAGGAUCGCACGUACACUCUGUGCGGAACACCCGAAUACCUCGCACCGGAAAUCGUCCUUUCUCACGGACAUGGGAAAGCUGUCGACUGGUGGGCUCUCGGUAUCUUGGCUUUUGAGAUGCUCGCCGGUUACCCUCCAUUCUUUGACGAUCAUCCAUUGGGCAUCUAUGAAAAGAUUCUCCGCAACGAAGUGGCUUUCCCGAGUCAUAUUGAUCCCUACGCCAAGGAUCUCAUAAGAGGGCUGUUGACUGCCGAUAGAAGUAAACGUCUAGGCAAUCUCAGAGGAGGUGGCAGAGAUGUCAUGAAACAUGCUUGGUUUGCAGGCGUAGACUGGGGUACUUUGGAGAGGAAGGAGAUUGGUGCGCCAAUCGUCCCUCGAGUCGCCAGCAUGGGCGAUUCUCAGAACUUUCAACGAUACCCUCCGCCUCGACCGUCCGAGUUGCCGGGAAUCUUUGGACAACCCUAUGAUUCCACAAAAGAUCAAGCUUAUGGCAAUAUAUUUGCUUCUUUUUCGUUCCCCAGUACAGGGUCUCUGGCCAGGGAUGACUUUUGA
Molecule: messenger RNA, 1203 nt
Organism: Kockovaella imperatae
Lineage: Eukaryota; Fungi; Basidiomycota; Tremellomycetes; Tremellales; Cuniculitremaceae
Product: kinase-like domain-containing protein
Exons: 2
Coding region: 1-1203 (400 amino acids)
Biological process (GO): peptidyl-serine phosphorylation
Cellular component (GO): cAMP-dependent protein kinase complex; nucleus
Molecular function (GO): ATP binding; cAMP-dependent protein kinase activity
Source: RefSeq, a predicted model, not a curated record